Molecule: messenger RNA, 3885 nt
Organism: Miscanthus lutarioriparius
Lineage: Eukaryota; Viridiplantae; Streptophyta; Magnoliopsida; Poales; Poaceae
Source: the annotation of a GenBank genome assembly
AUGGCCCGUCACGCGCCACCACAGGCAGUAGUGCUGCACCUCCUGCUACAAAUCAACCUAGUGAUGGCCGGUUCGUUCAGCAGCAACCACACUGCUGUUGCCGUGGCGCAGGUCUCAUGCCUGCACGACCAGGAGACAGUGUUGCUUCGGCUCAAGCUGUCAUUCGCCGCCACUGCGGGCUCCAUCACAGCGUUCCAGUCAUUGAAGGUCGGCACGGACUGCUGCCGCUGGGCGGGCGUGCACUGCGGUGAUUCCGACGGCCGCGUGACUUCCCUCGACUUGAGGAACUGGGGUUUGGAGAGCGCAGGCCGUCUCACGAAUUUGGUGUCUCUCGACCUCUCGGUUUCUGCUGAAUUGAUUGAGAUUCCGGGCAAUGGUUAUAUGUUGUUUGGUACUACUGAGCUUGACAUGGGGCAGCUAGCCGUGUCAAACUUUACGUCUUUAGUUGCAAGCCUCCGUAGUCUGAGGGAGCUCCACCUUGAUUCUGUCGACUUGUCCCAAUCGGCAGACUGGUGUGAUGCUCUGUCUAUGUACACUCCAAAUCUUCGUGUUCUUAGGUUGCCAUUUUGUGGGGUCUCGGGCCCGAUCUGUGGAACACUCUCUGCUUUGCACUCACUAUCUGUGAUUGAUCUACAGUACAAUUCUUUGACAGGUCCUGUUCCCGAUUUCUUUGCCAACUAUUCCUUCCUCGGUGUUCUCCAGCUUAGCUACAAUUACCUUAGAGGAUGGGUUUCUCCAAAAAUAUUUGAACUUAAGAAAUUAGUGACUAUUGAUCUUCACUAUAAUCACAAAAUCUCUGGUAGCCUCCCAUAUUUCUCAGCUAAUAGUUGUCUGCAGAAUUUGCUUGUUGGUGACACGAACUUUUCUGGUACAAUACCAAGUUCCAUUGGCAAAAUCCAAUCUUUGAAGAGGCUAUGUCUUGAUGCACCCGGACUUUCUGGAAAUCUGCCCUCGUCAAUUGGCGAGCUCAAAUCCUUGAACACAUUGAAGAACUUUUCUACUCAACUUACAGAUACUAUCGUUUUCAUGGCCUCUAGAAACAACCUUUCAGGGAAUAUUCCGACAUCUUUUUGUAUGGGUCUAGAAUUCCUUGACCUCUCUUACAAUGCCUUUAAUGGUUCGAUCCCCUCUUGCUUGAUGGAGGAUGCCGAUACAUUGAAAGUUUUAAAUCUCAAAGAAAAUAAACUUGAUGGAGAGCUUCCUCAAACAUGCAGUCUUGAGUGGCUAGAUAUAAGUGGAAAUAGGAUCAAAGGGCAGCUUCCCAGAUCUCUAGUAGCUUGCAAAAGCUUGGAGGUCCUUGAUACCGCAAAUAAUGAGAUCACUGACUCUUUUCCAUGCUGGAUGACUACACUCCAUAAACUUCAAAUUGUCAUCCUAAAGCAAAACAAAUUCUUUGGACCGGUGGCACCAUCUAGCGCCAAAGACAAAAACACUUGCGGAUUACCAAGUGUACGCAUUUUGGAUCUAUCCUCCAACAACUUCUCAGGUACACUGAACAAAGAAUUCCUUUCACAAUUAAUGGGCAUGAUGAUGGAAGAACUUAGUAAUGAGACAUUGGUGAUAGAAUAUUAUCCUCAAGGUCAACCAGCUGACAUAUACCAGGCUACCACUGAACUCACAUACAAAGGGUCAGAGCUCACAUUUGAUAAGAUACUGAGGAACCUUGUAUUCCCUGAUGUCUCAAAUAAUGCUUUCCAAGGAAGCAUCCCCGCAUCUAUCGGUGAACUUAUUUUGCUGGAUGUGUUAAACAUAAUGGGUGCUGGAAGGAAGACUGAAACUUUCUAUGCUGCAACACCAAGUGCACAGACACAAAAUCGAAGCAAUGAAUGGUAUGGAGCCUUUUCUGUUGCUGCCCGUAAUCUUCGGGAAGAUGAGCUAGGAGGAGUGAUUUUUGGCUGCAAACAUAACACCAUGAAUGAAUGCCUCUCUAAACAGCUGUUUGGUUUGCCUUCAAGCCAUUUCUCAUAUGUGAAGAAUGUUAAACCUGGCAUGCCCCUAUUUCUGUUCAAUUAUAGUGACCGAAAAAUGCAUGGAAUUUAUGAGGCUGCAUGUGCUGGCAAGCUUAACAUUGAUCAAUUUGCUUGGAGUGAUGGUGGUAGAAUAAAGACACAAUUUCCUGCACAGGUCCUCGUCUCCAUGAAGACUCACUGCUUUCCAGUUCCAGAGUCUCAAUUCCAAAGUGUGAUCCGUGGCAAUUAUUACAGACCUCGUCACUUCUUCUUUGAACUAGACCAUGAACAAACAAGAGCUUUGAUAUCUUUGUUUAAGCCUGCCCCUGUUCAUGAUGUUCCAAACAAAUGGGAUCCUUCCAGAUCUAUGCAAUCUCCAACAGUCGAAGCAUAUGUUAAUCCUGGUCAUGCGAAGCCUGAGUCCUAUAUAAAGGAUCUCAAUCCAUUUGAUGUUUCUUCUGAAUCUCAUUGUAUUGACCCGUACAAGUUGGUUGAUCCAGAUGGUGAAUAUGCUAGUGCGAGUAGAAUAUCAACAAGCCACCUUGACGAUGAGUCUUCUAACUGGGAUGAUUUAGAUGAUGUUGCGACCAAGGAAGGAACUGAAUUUGUCAAUGAUGACCAUCCACAUAUUAAUCCACAACAUAAUGAACAGUAUGGCACAGUGGCUGUUAGGCAGAAACUACAAGAGAUGUCUGUUUUACGACAGCAGGAGGCUCAAUCCUCCAAGGACACUGUUGAUUCUGCUUCAAAUAAACCAAUGCCUCAAGAACCACAGUUUGAUGCCACACUCCCCACAGACCCAUCUGAUUCCACCUCAAAGGGUGAUGUACGUAUUGAAGACCUGAAAUCAUUAGGGCAAUCUCGUGGAAAUGCUGAGCUGCUUCACAUCGUCAAAGAGUUAUCCAAGAGGAACCAAGCAAUGGAGAAAAAACUGUUUGAGUCAGAUAAAGAAAUACUGUUUCUGAGGGAAUCGAUGAAGGACACAGGAAGAAGAAUUCAGGAACUGGAAUACCACUAUGAGAAACUACAAUCAAACUAUAACUCUUUGGUCCCACUCCUUGGUAGUCCACAUGAUAAUAUGGAAGGACCAUCAAUAUUCCUAAUAGGUGGCUACAGGGGCAGUACUUGCCUGUCAUCACUAGAUUCCUUUUGCCCUAAGACAGACAGAGUAGUGCCUCUGUGUUCAAUGAGCUCAGCCCGUGCAUAUGCAGCAGUAACUGCAUUGAAGGAUCAUCUCUAUAUUUUUGGUGGUGGGGAUGGCAGUUCAUGGUAUCACACAGUGGAAUGCUACAUUAUGGGCAGUAAUAAAUGGAUAACAUGCCCCCGCUUGAAACAUGCAAAAGGAAGCCUUGCUGGAACUACAUUGAAUGAUAAAAUAUUUGCUAUUGGUGGUGGAGAUGGGUCUGCAGUUUUCUCAGAAGUUGAGAUGUUUGAUCCAGCACUUGGGAGGUGGAUAGACAGUGUGUCAAUGCGGCAAAAGAGAUUUGCUCCUGCUGCAGCCAUAUUAAGUGGUACACUCUAUGUAACUGGUGGUUAUGAUGGCAACACGUACUUACAAUCAGCAGAAAGAUAUGACCCAAGGGAAGGUUUCUGGACUCUGCUUCCAAGUAUGAGUGCAAGAAGAGGAUCCCACUCCGUAGCUGUCAUGAGGGAAUCCUUAUUCGCUGUGGGAGGGUAUGAUGGAAACAGCAAGAUUUCCACUGUAGAAAUCUUUGAUCCGCGUGCCAAUUCAUGGAGGAUAGGCAGUUCAUCCAGCAUCGCAAGAGGAUACGGAUGUGCGGUGACAAUGAAUGAUAAUCUGUACCUCGUUGGUGGGGUCAAUGAUGCUGGAGAAACUAUCGAGACUGCUGAAGUUUACAAUGAGAGGCAAGGCUGGUCGAUCUCUGGCUGCAGAUCCAUUGGGAGGAGGGCCUUUGCCUGCGCUAUCACCGUUUGA